Molecule: messenger RNA, 483 nt
Organism: Dibothriocephalus latus
Lineage: Eukaryota; Metazoa; Platyhelminthes; Cestoda; Diphyllobothriidea; Diphyllobothriidae
Source: the annotation of a GenBank genome assembly
AUGGACGGAUCAGUGAGGGUACCUCCUUCGGGUUCAGGUAAAAGGGUGGAUCAAGUGCGCCCGAGGAGGCGAAGAUCGGGUUUCGAGCCUACACUCGAAAGCAUUAAGGAGGUUGAGGAAGAGGAGGAUAAAACGGAGAAUGAGUCGGCGUUUGAGGGGACGGAAGGCGGGGAGAAUGAAGACGAAAAAAGGGAGGAAGAGAAGCAGAAGAACGACGAUAAAAAAGAGGAGGAUAACCAGGCGGAGGGUGUGCAUGCAUAUGAAUUAGAAAAUUGUCGACAAUUGGAGAAGGAAAGAUCAAAGAAGAGAUGGAAUGAUGAAGAAGUUGAUCAGAGCGUGGUACUGACGACCAUCACGAUUCAAAACAAUGCGUUUGAGCCCGUAAAUGUUGGACCAGCAUGGGGAAGGGAAAUUGCAACUGAACACGGUCACUCGAAAAAUCGUCGUCGCCACCGCUUUCGACGAAGUCGGCAAAGACUGUAG